Fusarium redolens is the source of this 1320-nucleotide messenger RNA. RefSeq lists its product as uncharacterized. Gene Ontology annotation, biological process: regulation of DNA-templated transcription. Bases 1 to 834 code for a protein of 277 amino acids. The record is from RefSeq and is a predicted model, not a curated record. Gene Ontology annotation, molecular function: DNA-binding transcription factor activity. NCBI's taxonomy places the organism in Eukaryota, Fungi, Ascomycota, Sordariomycetes, Hypocreales, Nectriaceae. The transcript is spliced from 3 exons.
AUGUCCAUGUUUAUGACACAACCCGCCUACGCCUACGCGGCAGCUCCUCCGCCUCCCAGACAAUACUCGGGAACAAGCAGUGCUUUCAGUGCUUCUGCGAACCCCGAUGAGGACUGGACCAAGAUCUCUGACCUUGCUGAGCGCCGAAGAAUACAGAACCGCAUUGCUCAGCGUAACUACCGCAAGAAGCUUAAGCGCCGUCUCGAAGACCUCGAGCGCCGUGCUGGUUCUUCUGACGAUGCCGAGUCCGACAAGCAGCCACAGAAGCCUACCAAGUCGAAGCGAUCCCCCUCCGCACCCAAGUCUCAAAAAUCGCAAUCCGGAGCUCCCAGCAAGCCUGUUGUCUCACAGGGCCAGUUCACUCCUCCCAUGGAGCCUACUGACGAGCUAUUCUUCCCCGGCACCUACGAUGACCGAGCUCGUUCAGACAGCCCUCCUCAGUUCACAUACUCAACAUACCCUGCUCCCGAUGAGAUCCUCCUCGCACCCUACGGUUCCGCUCAGUCAUACCCAGCCAUCACAACCGCUGAUGCCUACCCCAACUACAUGACGGCGUCUACAGUGCCCAUGACACUUCCUUCCAUGACGCACUUUAGCGAUGCCAUCAAGCGGGAGACGUACCCUAGUGACGACGGACUCACUCCUUACAUGACCUACGGUUACAUGCCUCCCAUGGACUUCAACUCUGGUAGCGCAUACGAACAGUCCAACCCUCAUACUCCUCCGCUGUCGCAUUCUUUCGACCACUCUGCCAACUGCUCAGAGGCUGGGUUCGACUACCCUAAUACGCCUCUGUCAAUGCCUGGUUCGCCUGACCUGAUCCAGCACCAAUAGAGCAGCUGGCAUGAACGCGAGAAAGAAAUAUAGCGAUAUUUGAGAUUUUGGGUUAGGCGUUGGAAAUGAGCCCUACGAGGCAUAGCAUGGCGGGUUUUGAUAUUUUGGACACUUUCACACUCCACACUUUUCACUUCUUUUGGUACCGGCAAAGGUAUCCAUGUCACAGACGAGAGGAUGUUUGCUCGUCUGCAUUCGUUUUAUGUACACAGGGUCGAAGCGCUCGACCAUGUGGUUUCUGUAACGGCUGCAAGAUGCACGGACGAAUUGCUUAUUUGGAACGGCGAAGGAAAAGAAGACAAGUGAGGCGUUUUAGGAAUGCAUACGGCAUACGCUUGUAUGCAUCCGAAUGUAUAUUGGAGACAUUGAACUGGAUUGGACUGGUAAAGGUUGAAAGCAGGCAAGGAGGCAAACAAACAACAAAGAUGGCGGCUGCGGGGUCGAGAGACCUUGCUUUGGCCACUUACACUCUUGUUAGUGUUGGUU